UUAUUUUAUACGGCUCGCAGUGUAAACCCAGUCAUCAGAUAUCUAGCCUCAAAAAACUACAAUAAAUUGAAAAAUCAGCGGAAAAUCAAAUUGAAAAAUGUCUGAACCGCCAAAAACAGUAACAGGCUUUACCAUGCCGGCAGCAGCUGGAACACCAGCAACGACGGGAUUUCAAAUUGGCACGCCGACAAGUACACAAAAUAAACCAGCUACCAGCUUAUUUGGAGCAAAUACCACAGCAUUUGGAGCACCUGGUAAAACAACACCAAAUAAUACCUUUGGUACAUCUACACCAUCCACAUAUACUUUAGGAACUCCAGUGAGCACUCCAUCAUCAUCAAUAAGUAUGCGUUUGCCAAAAACUACAACAGCUUCUUCGACAUUCACUCCUAUAUUGGGCACAAGUACAAGCACAGGUGGGACAACAACUGCAACAUCAACAACUACAGCAGCACCCAAGUUAACAUUGGGAGGGGUUCCAAGUACUGCAUCAACAGCCUCAGUGUCAGGGUCUAGUUCAUCAUCUGCAACAACAGUAGUGUCCAAUACAGCAGCUUUGCAAACUGCUGCAGCCCCAGCCGCCAUGACAUUUGGACAACUGGAAGAUUCAAUUAACAAAUGGACUGUUGAUUUGGAGGAGCAAGGAAAAAUGUUUAUAAAUCAAGCAAAACACAUGAAUGCAUGGGACACUUUGUUGAUUUCCAAUGGAGACAAUAUUUUAACUUUGAAUGGAAGCAUUUCAAGAGUGAAACAACAACAGUCACAUCUCGAUCAGGAGUUAGAUUUUGUUUUGGCACAACAAAAGGAACUGGAGGAACUCAUAUUGCCUUUGGAAAAGGAGUUAAAUGAUUUACCUGUAACGGAUAUUGAUAGAAAUCAAAUGUACCAGCUUUCAGAGAAUAUUGACUCCCAGUUAAAACAAAUGUCAGAUGAUUUGAAAGAGAUAAUUGAACAUAUAAAUGAGUCUCACAAGGGUGAAGAAAUUUCGAAUCCAAUUGUUCAAAUUUGUAAGAUAUUAAAUGCCCAUAUGAAUUCCCUACAAUGGAUAGACACCAACACAGCUCAAAUCAGUAAUCAAUUGGAACAAAUAAAUAGACUACAAGAGAUAAACAGAAGACAAUUUGCAAUGAACCAUAAUUUCAAAAAUUUUUAGUCUAUUUCUUAUUUGUACAUUUUAUCACGUAAUGUGAAAAUAUACUUUUUUCAUUUAUAAA
Messenger RNA from Aethina tumida (small hive beetle), 1214 nucleotides. RefSeq names its product nuclear pore glycoprotein p62. NCBI's taxonomy places the organism in Eukaryota, Metazoa, Arthropoda, Insecta, Coleoptera, Nitidulidae. Bases 98 to 1153 code for a protein of 351 amino acids. Gene Ontology annotation, biological process: RNA export from nucleus; protein import into nucleus. Gene Ontology annotation, molecular function: structural constituent of nuclear pore; phospholipid binding. The transcript is spliced from 7 exons. The record is from RefSeq and is a predicted model, not a curated record. Gene Ontology annotation, cellular component: nuclear pore; nuclear pore central transport channel.